AUGUUGUCCGUUUCCGCGCGUUCGACAUUCGGGGUUCGGCCGCGGAGACGUGCCCACGGUGUACCACGCGAAUUCCCAUUCGUGAUUAGCCGACUGACCAUUGGCUCCCGACUAACCAGAUCCGGAAAAAGUUUCUUUGACCCGACUACGUUGGUUCCGCAGAAGGUGUUCGAGGAAUCGUCCCAGAUUUCCAAGGCGUUCCACAGACGCUGUCAGCCACUUGGACAACAGGACGUGUGCCAACAUGCCGGUUCCCAGCUUCAUCCAAUUUGCAAUAAAUCCACUGGACGUGAGCCCCAAGUGUUAUUCUGUAAUCAGGUGUCAAUUCUAAUAAAUUACUCAGCGGUCCCACUCCCAAGUUGUCAUGCCACCCGAAAGAGGCACGAGGGCUGGAAUACUGCCAGGUUCCCCAAGCCCAGACAGGGGAAGUCUAGAGCCAGAGGUCGGGUUAGAACCACGGACCUUCCCGUCAGAAAUCGACCGACAGAGACAAAAAGAGUCAUAGCUAAAGUGAAGAAGGAUUCCCCAAGCAUUCAACAAAGUCAAAGACAAUAA
Messenger RNA from Opisthorchis viverrini, 555 nucleotides. RefSeq lists its product as hypothetical. The record is from RefSeq and is a predicted model, not a curated record. Bases 1 to 555 code for a protein of 184 amino acids. The transcript is spliced from 4 exons. NCBI's taxonomy places the organism in Eukaryota, Metazoa, Platyhelminthes, Trematoda, Opisthorchiida, Opisthorchiidae.